UCCACUCGCCACCGCCGCCCCUGCCAACUGCACUGCGGAUGCGCUGCUGGUAGAUGAAUGUGGAGUGCCAUCAAGACUCUCCUCACGCGCCACCGUAAUGGCAGACCACCACCACCAGCAGCAGCAGCAGCAGCAGCAGCAGCCCCCGUCGUCCGCCUGCACCAACUGCGGCACCGAGCGCGCCGUCGUCUACUGCUCCGCCGACGGCGCGCGGCUCUGCCUCGAGUGCGACGGCGCCGUGCACGGCGUCAACGAUGUCACGUCCCUCCACCCGCGCGCCCCGAUCUGCGAUGCCUGCGGCGUCGCCCGCGCCGCGAUCCGCUGCCAGAUGGCCGGCAACCGGUCCACGCUCUGCGGCGACUGCGCCGACCGCCUGGCCCCUCCGGGCGGCGGCUCCAUCGUGGAGGAGUACACCGGGUGCCCCUCGCCCGCCGAGAUCCUCCGCAUCCUCUCCGUCGAGGCCCCCUCGUCGCAGGAGGACUUCGACGCCUGGCUCGCUGAAAAGCUGCCCCAAAUCAUGCAGGAGGUUCAGGAACAGCAGCAGCUGCCACCAUCGAUCUGCCAAUUCCUCUCGUCAUCAUACUCAUGUUAUAAUCCAUCCUCCUCGUCAUGCCAGCCGGUCAUGACAUCGACCACUCUUCUCCAAUCCAUGGGAGGCAACGAUCACCAUCUGUCUUAUCUCCUCGAUGGCUUCCCUACUUUCUGCCCUUCCAUGCCCCUAAUGUCGCCACAGCCACCACCGGAGAACGGCACCAGCUGUCAUGACGCCAACCAGCCAUCGCAGAUGCUGGCCACAGAUGAGCAAGCGGCGGCGGCUCAUCACCAGCAAGAUCCAAGCACCAUUGCUAAGAAGCGAGAGGAAAGGGACAGGGCCAAGCAAAGGUACAACGAGAAGAAGAAGAACAGAAAGUUCUGCAAGCAGAUUAUGUACGCCUCCCGCAAAGCGAGGGCGGACACGCGGAAGCGGGUCAAGGGCAGAUUCGCAAAGGCUAGCAAUGAACACCAACACAUACUACACUCAGAUGCAGCAUAA
Triticum urartu is the source of this 1033-nucleotide messenger RNA. NCBI's taxonomy places the organism in Eukaryota, Viridiplantae, Streptophyta, Magnoliopsida, Poales, Poaceae. The record is from RefSeq and is a predicted model, not a curated record.